AUGUCUCCUCCUGUCCUCAUAGUCGGCUGCGGUAUUGCCGGCCCAGUCCUAGCCAUUCUUCUCCAUAAAAAAGGCUACCAGCCCAUCGUAUUCGAUAAAGUCCCGACACUAGGUGAUGCCGGUGCUUCACUCCUGCUCAUGCCGAAUGGUGUGAAAGUCCUCAAUCUACUCGGCCUCGCGGAGGAACUGCAGCAAGAACUUCCGACGCUGACUGGUUUCUGGCACGGUGAUGCCUCGGGUAACUGUCUUGGAGAGUCGGAUGUUGCAUCAACAUUUGGCGUGAAGUACGGUCAGCCAGCGGUGGGAGUCCCACGGACCAAGCUGAAUCUGAGAUUAAAGGAGAUGCUGCUUGAGAGGGGAAUUAAGGUAUGCGAGGGCUGGGAGCUGACUAAUAUUGAAGAGAAUGAUACCGGCGUGAAGGCAUUCUUCAGUAAUGGACAGUCCAUCGAGGGCUCAUUCCUCAUCGGCUGCGAUGGGAUAAAGGCAACAUCGCGAUGUGUAUUACUCGAGAAAUAUGGAGUGCAUGAGGGUCGUCCACACUUUACGGGAUUGACGCAGACAGCGGGGAUAUCUGCAACCCCUGCAAGCCUGGGCAAGCGCAGACACUAUGCGUGCAACUGGUAUGGAGAAGGCAUGCAUGUCAUCGCAUACCCGGUCUCAGCAACACAGACGUCCUGGGCUAUCACUUUACCAGCAGCGCAUGAAGAGCCAGAAACGUGGCGGCUAUCCAGCACGCAGGAACUCGAGGCUCGAAGGGGUAUGCUGCAGGAUCGACUGGAUGGGUUUGAGCCGGCAGUACGGGAUCUGAUCCAGACAGCAGAGAGGCUGAUGCAGUUUGGUCUCUAUGAUCGGGCUGAACUGGCUGCUGAGCACUGGCAUUCAUCGCGGUGUGUGCUUGUUGGGGAUGCGGCACAUCCCACGAGUCCUCAUCUGGGACAGGGGGCUAAUCAGGCAUUGGAGGACUGCUACCAUCUGUCCCAAUUGCUACCAGAGGUCCAGGACUAUGAAGACAAAGGGCUUCAAGAUAUAUUCCGCGCAUUUGCAGAGAAACGACAGCCACGGACCUCAACGUUGGUGAAAGAAGCACGGAUGAUUGGAGAGCAGCGGGUGGUGAUGGAGACAGAGAGAUGCAGACAGCGUGAUGCGAAAAUAGCUGCGAUCUGGAGUGACGCUGAAGCUGUUGCCGGGAAUUAUGAUCGAUUAUUGAAAGAGCCAUUCCCAUAG
Aspergillus wentii DTO 134E9 is the source of this 1224-nucleotide messenger RNA. RefSeq names its product FAD-dependent oxidoreductase. The transcript is spliced from 3 exons. The record is from RefSeq and is a predicted model, not a curated record. Gene Ontology annotation, molecular function: monooxygenase activity; FAD binding. Lineage: Eukaryota; Fungi; Ascomycota; Eurotiomycetes; Eurotiales; Aspergillaceae. The coding region runs from base 1 to 1224 and encodes 407 amino acids.